Messenger RNA from Mauremys reevesii (Reeves's turtle), 12521 nucleotides. It is a transcript of the gene CHD9, whose product is annotated as chromodomain helicase DNA binding protein 9. The coding region runs from base 1311 to 10046 and encodes 2911 amino acids. The record is from RefSeq and is a predicted model, not a curated record. NCBI's taxonomy places the organism in Eukaryota, Metazoa, Chordata, Testudines, Geoemydidae. The transcript is spliced from 42 exons. Gene Ontology annotation, molecular function: ATP-dependent chromatin remodeler activity; ATP binding; protein binding.
CAGGGCUGGGACCGGCGGGUGGAAAGGAGGCCGCGGCCGCCCGCGGCUGCAAGAGGGCGCCACUGCCCGCCGGAGCGCUCCGCGCGCCCCUUGGCUUUCCCCAGCAGCGGGGCCUGCCCAGCAUCCAGGUCUCUGCGGGAACCUCCAGAGUAAACGCGCCCGGGAUUGGCUUCUGUCAGAGAAGGGGGCCAUAUUGGAUCAGCUCAUCGCUGCUCUCACGCACCAUUUUAUCAGCCGCUCUGAUUCUUUCAUCGGCCUGGAUGCUCCCGCCCCACCCCCUCCCCGCCCAGGGCGGCUCCCCCCGCCCCUGCGGGCUGUAGACGCGUGAGGAGAAGGUGCCUCGAGGCAGGCGCCUCGCGCGCUCCUCCCAGCCCCACGCCGCCUCUCGCGCACACUCCUCCCCUCCUCACACCCCUCGCUCGCUCGCUCACUCCUCCCCGGCUCGCAGACCCGCUCUCCUCCCCCCUCCGGCCGAGGCACCGUGUCAGCCGGCGGAGGCGGCCCCGGCCGGGCGGCCAAUCAGCGAGUGGGUGACAAAUAUGCAAAUGUGCCCCCCCAGCCCGUCCCCUCGGGUUCGCUGGGGCUGGUGGGGUCGCGGCGCGGAGCUAGUGAAACUUCGCCAAUCGCCCUCCUGUUUCCCUGCCCGGGCGGGGGAAGAGCAAAUCACGCCGCGCCGCCUCCUCCCGCUCCUCCUCCCGGCCCUGUGCCAGCCACCCGAUUCUUCAAAGCUACAAAUACUCCAUCGUUGUCUUAAUAUCGGAGGCUGGUCAAGCAAGUGGUCUCUCUUGGCUUGAGGAGUGAGAAUCCUCUUUUUCUGGGUCUGAAUUAUUGACAGAAUCAGUUUGAGGAAGAAUUUGUGAUUGACAGCUAUGUUUCAGAUAACAAAACAUUUAAGCAAGCUGAUGUUUGCCACAGUUGGGAUCCCAGAAGCUUUUACUUCUCCCCUCACCCCUCCCCUUCCCUGCAGUGUGUUUGCACAUUUGGUGCCUCUUCUAGGCUCUGUGGGCUCCACUCCCCGCUAUGUCCAAUGGGGGAUUGGAGCAUGACUGUCGAAUCGCUAAUGAUAAUGAGCUACCUGUUUUGGGGUAGGCAUCACCCUGAGUUACUUGACCCUUCACAAAGGAUAUGCACUCUUAAUUCAUGGGAUAUUUGUACAGUUUAAGACAUACAUUUCUUCAGAAGCACUAAUGGAUGUUGACAUGUAUUGGAUAAGGUGGUGACCACUGGAAGUAAUCUGUUGCUGCUCACUGCAGAGAGGCUAAAUUGACUCCAUUUGGAGUUCAGAGACGAAGCAGUGUGGACGUAUCAAGAUGACUGAUCCUAUGAUGGAUUUUUUUGAUGAUGCCAACCUUUUUAGCGAGACGUUGGAAGGUUUGUCUGAUGAUGCUUUUGUACAACCUGGACCUGUUUCACUUGUUGAUGAAUUGAACUUGGGUGCAGAAUUUGAGCCUUUGCACAUAGACUCAUUGAACCAUGUGCAAGAUACUCAAACUCAACAAAAGAUGAGUGAAUUUGAGCAGUUAAAUCAGUAUGAUUCACUGAAACUUCAAGUCAAUCAGGCUUUCAGCAGCCCAGCUGACAGUGUUUUAUCGCCACGCUCUCAAUUUAAUUGCUCACCAAUCCAUCCACAAAACCAAUCCAACGGAAUGUUUCCUGAUGUGGCUGAUGGUAGUCCUAUGUGGGGUCAUCAAACUACCACAACUGUUCCAAAUCAAAAUGGGUCCCCUUUUCACCAAGGACAUUCUCAGUCUAUGCAGCAAACUAAAAGUUUUGUAGCACACCAUGACUUUGCCUUAUUUCAGGCCAACGAACAACAGCAUCAGUGUGCCUCACUACAGUCGCAGCAAAGCAGAAACAACAUUAACGCAGGGCAAGAUGCUCUGAAUCCGCCAACAAACUUUAUGGAGGUUAACGUAUCUGCUUCACGCAGAGUCAGUGUUACCCAUCCACCUCAAAUUGCUAAUCCAUCAACUUCACAGCAGCCUCUCUCUGUUCAACAGUUUUCUCAAAAUGCCAGUGCUUCAAUACAUUUUUGUGGGAAUCAAGAAGGAAACUUUGAUGGACAAUCGCCAACUAUGACUCCUUGCUCUAUUAAUAAUACACAGCAGUUUUCUUCUCCAUAUUCUUACUCUAAUAACCACAUUUCUCCUACCAGCCUUCUACAGUCUUCUACCGCUCUUUCUACUAGCCAACAAACACAUCCUUUAUCUGAUUAUACUGGAAGUGAUGCCUUUACAUCUCAAACAGGGUCCAAGCAAGAAACCACCGAGCACCUCUUGAAUCCUAACACACCUUUGAAUUCAAAUAGUUUCCAAAUGUUGCAUUCAGCACAUCCUCAGGGCAGCUUCAGUAGUUCAAAACUCUCUCCUGUGAACAUUAAUUUUCCAGCCUCUGCGGGUUCUGCUUCUCAGAUAAGCCAUUUCGGUGAUCCUAUAGAAAGCAAUGGUUUUUCAUCUUUGGAUGAGAACUUACUUCAUCAAGUUGAGUCUCAAGCUGAACCAUUUACAGGACUUGAUCCAGAGGACCUCCUUCAGGAAGACCUCCUACCCCAAUUUGAUGAUUCAGCAUUUGUUCAGGACACUUCAAGCCACAUAUUAGACCAUGACCUAAACCACCAUAUUACCCCACAGCAAAUAACACAGUCAUCUGAUAAUGCUCGGACACAGUCUCAAAGUCAGAUGCAUCCCUGGCAUUCUACAGUUUCUAAUCGGCAUCUACAAGACAGAAAUCGUAUAGUCUUGCAAGGGCAGGUAUGUAGCCCUUUUUUGGGAGGGUGUGGCGUAAUUGCUCCAGUGAACUUAAUCAUGUUGCCUCCCUCCUCCAAGAAGACUGAUGUUUCAGGGACAUAUACUAAAUUGCAGAAUACCCAGGUGAGGGCAAUGUCUGAAAAGAAACAGAAGAAAAAAAUAGAAUCGGAAAGUAAGCAGGAGAAGGCUAAUCGCAUAAUAUCGGAGGCAAUCGCAAAAGCAAAAGAGAGAGGGGAGAGAAACAUUCCACGAGUAAUGAGCCCUGAAAACUUCCCCAGUGUUUCGGCUGAAGGAAGAGAGGAAAAGAAAGGUAGAAAAAUUAAAUCCAAACCAAAGGACAAGGAGAGCAAAAAAACUAAAACUGGUUCCUCAUCCAAAAUUAAAGACAAAACAAAAAUUGGCAAGCUUAUAAUCACAUUGGGUAAAAAGCAGAAGAGAAAGAAUGAGUCUUCAGAUGAAAUGUCUGAUACUAAGCAGACUCCACAGCGGUCAUUUAAAGAUGAGGACUCUCAGAAGAGAAGAUCAAAUCGUCAGGUUAAAAGAAAAAAGUAUGCUGAAGAAGGAGAAGGAAAACAGUCAGAGGAAGAGGCUAAAGUUUCUGUGAAAAUCAAAAAGAGUUCUGCUCCUUUGCCUGCUGAGCAACCCUUACAGUUAUUUGUGGAGAACCCAAGUGAAGAAGAUGCAGCAAUUGUAGAUAAAAUUUUAUCCUCCAGGAUAGUGAAGAAAGAAAUAUCUGCUGGAAUGACAAUGGAAGAAGAAGAAUUUUUUGUAAAAUACAAGAACUACUCCUAUCUUCACUGUGAAUGGGCCACAGAACAGCAGCUUUUGAAAGAUAAAAGAAUCCAGCAGAAAAUUAAACGGUUCAAGCUGAGGCAAGCACAGAGAGCCCACUUUUUUGCAGAUAUGGAAGAAGAACCUUUUAAUCCUGACUAUGUUGAAGUGGACCGGGUGCUAGAAGUCUCCUUUUGUGAAGAUAAGGACACUGGUGAGCCUGUUAUUUACUACCUAGUAAAAUGGUGUUCAUUACCAUACGAAGACAGCACCUGGGAGUUAAAAGAAGAUGUAGAUCAGGCAAAAAUAGAAGAAUUUGAACAACUGCAAGCUUCCAGGCCUGACUCAAGGAGAUUGGACCGACCUCCUCCUAAUUCCUGGAAGAAGAUAGAACAGUCCAGAGAAUAUAAAAAUGGCAACCAGCUCAGGGAAUACCAACUGGAAGGACUCAACUGGCUCCUUUUCAACUGGUACAAUAGACGAAACUGCAUUUUAGCAGAUGAAAUGGGUCUUGGCAAAACCAUCCAGUCAAUUACAUUCCUCUAUGAAAUCCUCCUGACUGGUAUACGAGGGCCUUUCCUGAUCAUAGCUCCACUUUCCACUAUAACCAAUUGGGAAAGAGAAUUUCGCACAUGGACUGAUCUUAAUGUCGUGGUAUAUCAUGGGAGCAUGGUUAGCAGGCAGAUGAUACAGCAGUAUGAGAUGUACUUCAGGGACUCACAGGGACGUAUCAUUCGAGGUACUUACCGGUUCCAAGCUAUUAUCACCACUUUUGAAAUGAUUCUUGGUGGCUGUCCAGAACUCAAUGCAAUUGAAUGGCGGUGUGUUAUUAUUGAUGAAGCACACAGGCUGAAGAAUAAAAAUUGUAAACUCCUGGAGGGACUCAAACUCAUGAAUCUUGAGCACAAAGUGCUAUUGACAGGCACACCACUGCAGAACACAGUAGAAGAACUGUUUAGCCUCCUUCAUUUUCUUGAACCUUUGCGUUUUCCUGCUGAAUCUUCAUUCAUGCAGGAAUUUGGGGACCUUAAAACGGAGGAGCAGGUGCAAAAGUUACAGGCUAUCCUGAAACCAAUGAUGCUGAGACGGUUGAAGGAAGAUGUAGAGAAAAAGUUAGCUCCCAAGGAAGAAACUAUAAUUGAAGUAGAACUAACUAAUAUCCAGAAGAAAUAUUAUCGGGCAAUUUUGGAGAAGAACUUUGCAUUCUUGUCGAAAGGAGCUGGCCAAGCUAAUGUACCCAAUCUAGUUAACACUAUGAUGGAACUCAGAAAGUGCUGCAACCACCCCUAUCUUAUCAAAGGUGCUGAAGAGAAAAUCCUUGGGGAGUUUAGGGAAACACAUAUCCCAACUGCUCCUGAUUUUCAUCUACAAGCAAUGAUCCAGUCUGCUGGUAAAUUGGUCCUCAUUGAUAAACUUCUUCCAAAAAUGAAAGCAGGAGGCCAUAAGGUGCUUAUCUUCUCUCAAAUGGUGCGCUGUCUUGACAUCCUUGAGGACUACCUUAUACAUAAAAGGUACUUAUAUGAAAGAAUUGAUGGGAGAGUGAGAGGAAACCUGAGGCAAGCUGCUAUUGAUCGGUUUAGCAAACCAGACUCUGAUCGGUUUGUGUUUCUUCUCUGUACCAGAGCUGGUGGAUUGGGCAUUAAUUUGACUGCAGCUGAUACAUGUAUAAUUUUUGAUUCUGACUGGAAUCCUCAGAAUGAUCUCCAGGCCCAAGCCCGUUGUCACAGGAUUGGUCAGAACAAAGCAGUAAAGGUCUACAGAUUGAUAACUCGGAACUCAUAUGAGAGAGAGAUGUUUGACAGAGCAAGUCUGAAAUUGGGUCUGGAUAAAGCGGUUUUACAGAGCAUGAGUGGAAGAGAAAAUAGUGUUGGUGGUAUCCAACAGCUUUCCAAAAAAGAAAUAGAAGACCUGCUUCGAAGAGGUGCCUAUGGUGCUAUUAUGGAUGAAGAGGAUGAGGGCUCUAAAUUCUGUGAAGAAGACAUAGACCAAAUCUUGCAGCGCCGUACGAAAACUAUCACAAUUGAAUCAGAAGGAAGGGGUUCAACGUUUGCCAAGGCUAGUUUUGUUGCAUCCGGAAAUAGGACUGAUAUUUCAUUAGAUGAUCCCAACUUCUGGCAGAAAUGGGCCAAAAAAGCAGAAAUAGAUAUAGAUACCAUCAGUGGUAGAAACAGCCUGGUUAUUGAUACUCCAAGAAUUAGGAAGCAAACAAGACCCUUUAGUGCCACAAAAGAUGAGCUGGCUGAGUUAUCAGAAGCAGAGAGUGAAGGGGAUGAUAAACCAAAACUCCGCAGGCCCUGUGACCGCUCCAGUGGAUAUGGAAGAACAGAGUGCUUUCGAGUGGAGAAAAACUUAUUAGUCUAUGGGUGGGGUCGUUGGAGAGAGAUUUUAUCACACGGUCGCUUCAAGAGGCAACUAAAUGAACAGGAUGUAGAGAUAAUUUGCCGAGCACUCCUAGCAUAUUGCCUUGUUCACUACAGAGGAGAUGAAAAGAUAAAAAGUUUUAUAUGGGAUCUCAUCACCCCAACAGAGGAUGGGCAAACACGAGAGCUACAGAAUCACCUAGGUUUGUCGGCGCCUGUACCCAGGGGUAGAAAAGGAAAGAAAGUGAAGACUCAGGCUAGCACAUUUGAUAUACAUAAAGCAGAAUGGCUUCGAAAAUAUAAUCCGGAACAUCUACUGCAAGAUGAAGGAUAUAAAAAACACAUAAAGCAUCACUGCAAUAAGGUCUUGCUUCGAGUACGAAUGCUGUAUUACUUAAAACAAGAAGUCAUUGGUAAUGAAUGCCAAAAAGUGUUUGAUGGAGUUGAUGCCAGUGAAGUUGAUGUUUGGGUCCCUGAGCCAGAGCAUUCUGAGGUCCCUGCAGAAUGGUGGGAUGCAGAUGCAGAUAAAUCCCUCCUAAUUGGAGUUUUUAAGCAUGGCUAUGAAAAGUACAACACUAUUAGAGCGGAUCCUGCACUCUGUUUCUUGGAAAGGGUGGGCAAACCAGAUGAGAAAGCAGUCGCUGCUGAACAAAGAGCAAACGAUUACAUUGAUGGGGAUGUAGAAGAUCCAGAAUAUAAACCAGCCCCAGCAAUGUUUAAAGAUGAUAUGGAGGAUGAUGCUUCAUCGCCAGGAGAUCUAGUAAUAGCUGACGGAGAUGGUCAGAUGAUGGAAGGAGACAAAAUUUAUUGGCCCACUCAGUCUGCUUUAACAACACGUCUGCGCCGCCUAAUAACAGCCUACCAACGGACUAGUAAGAACAGGCAGGCCCAGCAAAUCCAACCAACGUUUCCAGUUCAGGCCACUGUGAUGCAGCCUCCAUAUGAAGAAGCUGCUCUAAAUCCAAAAAUGGCAGCCAAGAUUGAAAGGCAACAAAGAUGGACAAGAAGAGAAGAAGCUGAUUUUUACAGGGUUGUAUCCACAUUUGGAGUGGUGUUUGAUCCUGACGGGGGUCGAUUUGACUGGACAAAAUUUAGAGCCAUGGCUAGGCUUCAUAAGAAAACUGAUGAGAGUUUAGAGAAGUACUUGUAUGCAUUUAUGUCUAUGUGCAGGAGAGUCUGUCGCCUUCCCUCAAAAGAAGAACUUGUAGACCCAACCAUUUUUAUCCAACCAAUUACAGAGGAGCGUGCUUCUCGGACCUUAUAUCGCAUUGAACUCCUGAGGAAGGUACGAGAACAGGCCCUCCGACAUCCACAGCUGUUUGAACGCUUGAAACUUUGUCAGCCAAAUCCAGACUUGCCAGUCUGGUGGGAGUGUGGGACUCAUGACAGGGAUUUACUUAUUGGAGCUGCUAAACAUGGGGUUAGCAGAACAGACUAUCACAUUCUUCGUGAUCCUGAACUCUCGUUUAUGUCUGCCCAGAGGAAUUACAGUCAGAAUAAAGUGGCGCUAUCAAGGACUUCUACUCCACUUUUACAUCAGUAUCAGAUGGCAUUGUCUGCGUCUCCUCUUACACCUCAGUCAAGAUUGCCAGAUACUAAAGGGAAUGCUCUUGAGGAUACAAAAGUUAAAAAUGAAAACCUUAAAGAGGACCCUCAGUCAUCUGAAGAAGAAUCUAUGUCUACUGAGGAAACACGGACAAUGAUGAAAUCUGAACCUUUGAGCCCCAAAAAUGGCACGCCAUUACAGACUACAGACCACAAACCUGGUGUGAAGAGUGAAAAUGACAGGCGUAUGGUUGCAGCAAGGACAGAGCCCCUUACGCCAAACCCUGCUUCCAAAAAACAGAGAGUCAACAAAAGAGGGUCAGACUCUAGUUCUGAUUCUGACUCUGAUUCAGACAGAUCAUCCUGUUCUUCCAGGUCAUCUUCAUCUUCCUCUUCCUCUUCCUCUUCUUGUUCACAUUCCCGAUCAGGAUCCAGCUCUUCAUCCUCCUCCUCUUGUUCUUCAGCAUCCUCCUCCUCUUCAUCAUCAUCAUCUUCAUCAUCGUCGUCGUCAUCUUCGUCAUCUGAAGAGAGUGACAGUGAUGAUGAAGAGGCACAAAAGCGAGCAGAAGGAACCCCUCACAUCAAAGCAUAUGACGAAGAGAGCGUAGCCUCUCUGAGCACCACACAAGAUGAGACCCAGGACUGUUUCCAGUUGAACAACGGGAUGCCAAAUUCCAACUAUCUCUUGCAAGGUGGAUAUAUGUUGGCUGCAUCAUAUUGGCCAAAGGAUCGAGUUAUGAUUAACCGACUAGACAGUAUUUGUCAAACAGUGUUGAAAGGUAACUGGCCUUCAGCAAGAAGAAGUUAUGACAGCAAUACAGUAGCAUCUUUCUACACAACCAAACUUCUGGACAGCCCGGGUGCAGCUGCAGACUACAGUGAACCUAGUGCACCAACACCCCCACCUGCAGGUGUUAAGGAAGAACAUGAUCAAUCGCCACAGAUGCCAAAGGUGAAGAAGCAUGUACGAGAAAAGGAGUUUACAGUGAAAAUCAAUGACGAAGGUGGUUUGAAAUUGACUUUUCAGAAGCAGGGGUUUUCUCAGAAAAGGCUAUUUGAAAGUGAAGAAGGCAUGUUAGGACAGCAGCAAUACCUGGCUCGGCUACGUGAGCUCCAGAAUGCUUCAGAGACCAGCCUUGUCAAUUUUCCAAAAUCCUUACCAGAAUCAGGUGCUUCCAGUCAGUUAAAAGCUAAUGCUAAUGGACUGAUAGUCGACAGCCAACCUGUAGUCAAAAAGAGGAGAGGACGGAGGAAGAAUGUAGAAGGAGUUGACAUCCUCUUCAUAAAUAGAAAUAAACCACCUAAUCAUGUUAGUCCAGGCAUUAACACCUCGCAAGUUGCUCCAGUAAUAAACCCAACACUUCCUUAUGCUCAGUCCCAAGGUCUACUUGAUGCAGAAAGCCCAGUUCCUGUUAUUAACCUGAAAGAUGGAACAAGACUUGCAGGGGAUGAUGCACCAAAAAGGAAGGAUUUAGAAAAAUGGCUUAAGGAACAUCCUGGUUAUGUUGAAGAUUUGGGAGCUUUUAUUCCUAGAAUGCAGCUUCAUGAUGGGAGGCCCAAACAAAAAAGGCACCGUUGUCGAAACCCUAAUAAACUGGAUGUUAAUAGUCUCACUGGUGAAGAACGUGUUCAGCUGAUCAAUAGAAGAAAUGCUAGAAAGGUGGGAGGUGCUUUUGCUCCACCACUGAAGGACUUGUGCAGAUUCUUGAAAGAAAAUCCAGAGUAUGGAGUAGCUCCUGAAUGGGGAGAUGUUGUGAAACAGUCUGGAUUUCUUCCUGAAGGUAUGUUUGACCGUAUUCUCACUGGGCCUGUUGUACGAGAAGAAGUGAGCAGGAGGGGGAGACGGCCUAAAAGUGAGAUUGCCAAGGCAACAGCUGCAGCAGCAGCUGCAACAGCAGCAAAUGUUUCGGUCAACCCUUUGCUAGCCAAUGGAAUACUUCCAGGAGUGGAUCUAUCGACUCUUCAGGCCUUACAACAAAACCUGCAAAACUUGCAAUCACUGCAAGUAACAGCAGGAUUAAUGGGAAUGCCUGCUGGACUAACUACUGGAGGAGAAGCUAAGAAUAUGGCUGCCAUGUUCCCCAUGCUACUGUCAGGAAUGGCUGGAUUACCAAACUUGCUGGGUAUGGGAGGGCUCCUAACAAAGUCUACAGAAGCUGUUUCAGAGGAGAAAAAGGGAAAUGACUCAAAAGAGCCAGAUGUAAAGAAAGAAAGGACAGAAAACCAACAUGCUAAUAAUGGUGGUGAAGACUCUGUGUCAAGUUCUCCCUCUACGUCCUCUGCUGCUGCCAACCCCUUAGCUCUUAACCCGUUACUUUUGUCUAAUAUACUUUAUCCAGGGAUGCUUCUCACUCCAGGCCUUAAUCUUCAUAUCCCAGCAUUGUCCCAAUCCAAUAUUUUCGAUGUACAGAACACUGAAAACAAUGACACAGGCUCAGCCAAGCCUAUAGAGGAAAAGGAGGAAAAUUCUAGGAUUAGAGAUCAGGAAGACAAAGGGGGAACAGAGCCAAGUUCUCAUAAUGAAAACAGCACAGAUGAGGGUUCAGAGAAAGCAGAUGCUUCAUCUGGAUCUGACAGUACAUCAUCUUCAUCUGAGGAUUCAGAUUCUAGUGAUGAAGACUGACCCCAGACUAUGUACUUAAAUUAUGAACUCAUUUUGAAUUUAUUCUUUAAUUAUUUCAUUGUAAAUAACCCAGUGUUGAGCGCAUCAAAUGAUUUAUUGACUGAACUUUCAGUAUUUGUUUAGAAGUGCAAACUGCUUUCAGAGAUGUUUUGCAUGUAAUAUUUCUUGAAGUUCAUAAGUUUCUGAACUUGUAUGUACUAUCAAUACACAAUGGUGUAAAAUUACAACAAAUGGCAUAAUUUUGUUGGGAGGUUAUUUUAUGAAAAUAAUGCUCAGUAAGAGCUGUAUAUUUAAUAUAUUUGCAGUGAACACAGAAUAUUUUAGGCAUAUUAUUGAUUUAAUUUGAAUAUAGUUUUACAGCCUCCUUGACACUUAUAAUUUACAGAUCAAAACUCAGCAAUAAUUUGGGCAGCUAAUGAAUGUCAUGAAAGCUGUAGAAUCUACAUCACCAUCCAUUGCUUUAAUUACAUGAAAAUGCUGUAGUGUUGCGAUGCACUGCUGAUGUUUCCAAUUCAGGUACAAGUGUGUUUAGAAGGAGGAAAAAAGUUUCCCAAUCAGCCAGUUAAACUGGCUAUCUGUUACCUCAGCUGAGUUAGUUUAGGAAGUUUACAUUGGUUUCUAUACUUGUUUUCAGGUUUCGUUUUGUUUUUAAACACACCCUGUAUGAUAUCAUGUUCAUCUGGCAAGAGAUAAGACUGUUUGUUUUUUCUCAUCAGAAGCAUUCUCUUUGGUAACAGUAAAGGGAAGUUGGCACAAAAUACUCCUGUUGAGGAGUAGUAUCCCCAAAACUCAGAAAAGGCAAACUCUCAUGAAGUGCCACUGAAAAGACCUUUCAACACUGCAUACUUCAUGUAAAAAAAUGUUUGUUUGCUUUGUUUGUGUAGAUUUUUAUUUGUGUUUUAUGUAACAAAGCCUCCUGGGAUUACCAGAUAAUAACGGUAAAGAAUAAUAUUGAUAGUUUAAACUCAUUUUGAGUUUAGACUUCUCUACAGGUUUAAAUAUGACUAAUUGUUAUGACGAAAUGUUACCCAAAAUCAUUCUUGAGGAUUUAGUUUAUAUAUUAUGCUGAGUUGCCCAAUUUAAAAUUUAAAAAAGCACUUUGAAUAGUAAAGACAGAUAAGUUAUUCCUGGAAACAACAAUAACAGGGCAUAAGACAUCUGUUCAAAUCCAAAUCCUUAGAACCCUUUACUGUAUAAAAUCAGUCUAAUAUUUGAUGUGUGAUAUGAUUCCUCUUUCUGCUGAAGCUGCUAUUACUCUGACAUGGCCCAGAUUCACACUUACAUGUUUGAACUGAGAUUUCGAUUGACUUUAGUUAUCUCGUUUGUGGUCCAAGAAUAGAGAAGUGCUCAGAGAGAAUAGAUACAGGUACUAGUAGAAGUCAUUGAAAAAGCUUUUCAAAGGGAUAAAUUAAAAAAAAAUUGUAUAUUUUGAUAUAGUUCUGUUGCUUGCUUGUAUAGUAAACAAGACUUUGUUUUUUACCAAGAACUUUUCCAAUACAUUAUACGUUUCUAUGUGCAAAAUAAUUAACCCCAUGAUUAGAAGCAGUAUUACAUGUAAUUACACAAUUAUACAAGUCCCAUUUGGAUUGUGCUGGUUACUGUAUUUUCCCACAAUAGUAUUCUGAUUUUUGGCCUUUCAUACAGUGUCUUAGCAAUAGUAAAAAUUAAAACCUGCCAAGAGAAGGGUGUAGCAAUUCUUCAUCAUGAAGGGAUGUAUUGCAUAUUUAAUAUUUUUGACCUUUGUAAUAUAGCACUUUUGUUUAACUAGGAUGCGUCUAUGAAAUAGCCAAAGUUUUUCAAACACAGUUAUUAACUUAGUUUGCUGAUGGAGUAUUUCAACAACAUCUUUACCCCACAAAAGAAAUACUAAAUCUUGUGGCUAAAACCUAAUUUAUAUCAAAUUUAUUAAAUAAAGUAUUUUCCUAAUUAUGGUCAAGUGAGUUUGCUUACCGUUCUAGUGAUUCUCUUUCUAUGUAAUAAGGCAAUUACAGUUUAAAAUAAUUAAGGCUGAUAAAGACUUCAACAUAAUGUAUUGGAUUUAUUUUUAAUCAUUAUCAAUUGGAAGAGGAAAAAUGUGUCCCACUAUCAGCUAAACAAUAUGCAAGUAUGGUUGUAUAAAGUUAAGGGUUGUAAGGAAACUUCAGUAGAUUUACACUAAUACUGAGGUUACAGUUAAAAGGAUAUCCAAGGUGAUGAUAAAGUGUGUGUUGGUAGUUACUAAAAGAACUUUAGCUAUUACUGCCUUGUAUUUCUAUCCCUUGUUUCAGGCUUCAUGAUACAAGUCUUAGUCCAGUUUUUUUUUUGGACAUUUGCAAUAUUUGCCAGUUGUGUUCUGUGUAGUCUGAAUUUGCUUUCUGUAGUUGAACAAGCGUCUUAAAAAGUCAUUUGUAAUUUAUUGAAUUACUUUCUAUGAUGUUCUAUAGAGGAAAUGGAAGUUUAAUUAUUUUUUAUUAAACAUAUUCUUUGACUACCCAU